Molecule: messenger RNA, 1721 nt
Organism: Mercenaria mercenaria
Lineage: Eukaryota; Metazoa; Mollusca; Bivalvia; Venerida; Veneridae
Product: acid ceramidase-like
Exons: 13
Coding region: 151-1314 (387 amino acids)
Biological process (GO): fatty acid metabolic process
Cellular component (GO): lysosome
Molecular function (GO): N-acylsphingosine amidohydrolase activity; fatty acid amide hydrolase activity
Source: RefSeq, a predicted model, not a curated record
UAUCUAAGCUAUCUUAACAUACUAUUGUUAAUUCUGUCUUGUCUUUAUCACAUUAUAUAGGCCCCUACUGUUCAUAACUUGAUAAUAAGCUUUGUUGUUUAUUAUUUCAGUACUGGGACUUGUCGCAUUCACUUUAAAAAUUGAAGAACCAUGAUUUUGCGAGCUGUCGGGGCAUGUCUCCUAUUCGUGUGUGUGAUGGCACAGGACCCCGGGUUCAAUGACACGUGUGUAGAAGGAAAAUACCCACCUCCUGCUCAACGACAGGUGAAGGAAUAUGUUAUCAACCUAGACCUUCCUCCAGAACAAAGAUGGCAGAAACUGGCUAGCGAGAAACGACACGAGAUUGUUGCUCUGAUACUGGAGUUUAAGAAGUUCCUGAUGGAAUGGGCAUCCGGUGAAAUCAUAACUAUCGUGGACUUCUUAGGGGAAAACAUAGAUGACACCUUACCCAAUCCUUACAGAGAUGAAAUCAAAGGGAUGGCAAAUGCUACCGGGAUAUUCGUUGGGGAGUUGUUUGUUUACAACAUAUUCUACGAGCUGUUUACGGUUUGUACGUCAAUAGUGGCACAGGACCCCGCAGGAAAGAUGUACCAUGCCAGGAACCUCGACUUCGGGCUCUUUCUUGGAUGGGAUCCUAAGAAUCGUACAUGGCAGUUGACUGAUGUUUUACGGCCAGCCAUUGUAAACCUGGACUGGCAGAGAGGCGGUAAAACCGUAUUCAAGUCCGUAAACUACGCUGGAUAUGUAGGUGUGCUGACCGCAAUUAAACAAAACAAGUUUACGUUCAGUAUGGAUGAGAGAUUCGGUAUAGAUGGAGGAUAUCUUGGUAUACUUGAAUGGAUACGAGACAAGAAGGGCAGUUGGAUGAGUUUCUUGAGUCGAGAGACAAUGGAAUACGCCCCUGAUUUCGCUGCUGCACGUGACAAACUAGCCAACACCCAGCUUAUUGCACCAGCAUACUUCAUACUUGGCGGAACCAAACCUGGAGAGGGUGCGGUUAUUACAAGAAACAGAGAGGUAAAUGGUACGGACGUUUGGAUGAUGACGGACAAAACGGCUGGUGGUUGGUAUGUUCUAGAAACUAAUUAUGACCAUUGGAAGAAACCUCUGUUUCUGGACGACAGAAGAGAUCCUGCCAAUAAAUGUAUGCAGAAAAUGAGUAUUAAGAACACUGGUUUUGCUGGGCUGUUCAACGUGCUGUCAUCUAAACCAGUUCUAAAUAAGUUAACAACAUACAGUGCACUGAUGCAGGUUGACUCUGGGACGCUCGAGACGUGGCUGCAAUAUUGUCCCGACCCAUGUGAACCUUGGUAGUCAUAGAAACAGCUUCAUUACCAUUUGAAAUUCUCUAUAUCGAAUUUAAUCAUCAAAUUGAUUACAUAUAAAAUGAAAGUAAUAUAAAGAUAAAAUCUUCUGUAAAGGUCUGUGGUAACAGUAAUUUUCGCUAUGUUUUUGCUCUGCACAUAGAAUUACAUUUACAAGAACUGAAGAAUAUGGUAAAAGAUGGUCGCUGCUUGACAGUCGUUACCGUGCAGAUCUUUAUUUCAAAUGUAUUUACAACACUUUUCAUUUAGAAGAACAUAGCAGUUGAGUAGUUUGAUAUGAACAAGUUAUUUUUCUAAAAAAAUGAGCGAAAAAGACUUGACAAUGUUAAGAAAAAUAGCCUAAUUGUAUUUAUUGAGUUUAUCUGAUAUUGUAAAUAAAUUUAAUGAUCUUUUGUA